GACAGAUGAAUCUAUCACUUUGUUGACAUAUGAUACAUUAAAGAAGUAAACAUUAUCAAAACUUUUUAAAUCUUAAUAUAAAUAUAAUUUUAAAAAAUAUUGUUGUCAUAUUAAUGAUAAUAUAAUUAAAAAAAAUGCCUACUGUCAUACUAUUGGACGUAUCUCUUUCUAUGACGAGACCUGUACAAGUCGGCGAAGGAUUUGAAACUAUUACAAGAAAACAAUUAGCAGAACUCGGAAUUAAUGCUUUUCUAGAUCACCUUAGUAUCCAUUCAAAACUAGAGUUUAUAUCACUGAUGGCCUUUUCGUCACUAUACGAAGAAAGAUGUCCGUUUACUAGAGAUUACAACGCCAUUAAGGCGGAAUUGAAAAAUAUAGAAGAUUACGAUAAGACUUGCAUAGAAACUGCCCUGCACGGUGUAAAUCAGAUGGUUUUAGGGGAAUGGGGUAACAACACCGCCUGUCAGAUAUUAUUGGUGACCGAUGGUCAUACCGGUAUAGGACCGAAUUCGUUAAAAGAAUCGAUCGCUUCUUUAAAUCAAAGGAAUAAUCAGUUACCAUACCCCGUACCUUUCACUUUCCCCGGUAAACUUCAUAUAGUUUGUCUUGCGUCUCCGAACGAUUUAAAUUUCAUAAAAUCUAAAGCUCUGUUUCAAAGAUUAAUCGAUUUAACUGGAUACGACGGUUCCAUAUUACUACCGGAAAACCUCAACGAAUCCAGUGUCACCACUCUAUUCCAAAAACUCGCCGAGGAUAUGUACACGAAUUUCAAAGGUACCCUAAAAUGCGGAAAUUUGGAUUCUAAAGUCGUUUUAUCCCCCGCGCCAGUGGCGUAUACUAAACUUACAGAUUUCGAAUGUCAAACUUACAAUAUGUCGGAUCUUAUAGAAGUUUGCGGUUUUAUAUCGGUAUCGGAUGUGGGAUCGCCGAUGGCGAUAAGUCGCCAUUUAAUCCUGCCCGAUAAUUCGUUAACUAAACCGGAAAUAAGCUCUAAAAACGAUACGGAUAGUAACGAAGAAGAAACCACCGACGAAUCCCGAGUACCUUCGUUUUGCGUACUGCUCCACGGGGCUCUAAGAGUAGAAAAUAUGGCCGCCCUCGUUAGUAUAGGUGACAAUUGGUACGGUUUCGUGUAUUCUUGGGCCGAUUCGAAGAAGAAAUCGAAUCUAAUGUUGACGAUUUUGACUCCGGGCUCCGACGUGAUCCCUUGGUUGGGCGAUUUGAAUUAUUUGGGUUCCGCCGAAUCGUUUACGCCGGAUCAGAUCGGAAGUUUUCCCGUUAAACCCGUUGAGAAAAGGAGUUAUUCUCAAAAUGGCGUCGUAUGGAUACGUCAGGCCGGAUUGCAAUCGGAUAUACAAAAGAUAUUGAGGCACGCGCGGAAAUUACCGGAAAAAACUCAACAAUUCUACAAGGAGUUGAAUAGGUUGAGGAAAGCGGCGAUUUCUUUGGGAUUUUUGGAUUUAUUGAACGGUCUCGCUUAUAUUUUCGAUCAGGAGUGUAUACAAUUGCCGUCUAGUGCGCAUCCCGAUUGCGCAUUGCAGUUACAACACGCCGCCGAUGUUUUAAGGAAAACGCAAAAUCGCGACAUUAAAUAUCUUGUUAUGCCUUUACAAACUAAUUACAGUAGCGCUUGAAUCUUUUUUUUUUUUUUUUGGAAAUUAAAAACAAUUUUUAUCGAAUAACAA
This is a messenger RNA of Diorhabda sublineata, 1685 nucleotides long. RefSeq names its product integrator complex subunit 14 (gene IntS14). The transcript has 7 exons. NCBI's taxonomy places the organism in Eukaryota, Metazoa, Arthropoda, Insecta, Coleoptera, Chrysomelidae. The record is from RefSeq and is a predicted model, not a curated record. Gene Ontology annotation, biological process: snRNA 3'-end processing. The coding region runs from base 135 to 1634 and encodes 499 amino acids. Gene Ontology annotation, cellular component: integrator complex.